Molecule: messenger RNA, 282 nt
Organism: Sphaeroforma arctica JP610
Lineage: Eukaryota; Ichthyosporea; Ichthyophonida
Exons: 1
Source: RefSeq, a predicted model, not a curated record
AUGCAAGAGAUGGUCAAAUCCGCCGCCACCUUCAGUGACCACCAAACCCCCAACCAGGCAGAGCGCAGCAGAGCCGGGGCUGCCCUAAACGCACUCAUCAAAUGGCGUCUACAGAAACAGAGACACGUUGAGGCUGUGCUUAAACGAGCACUGAAGCCACAGAGCACUAUCAUACGGAUGCAGCAGAUGGGCAUGCAGCCCACGACGCAGCAACAGGCCACCCGCGCGGCAGGUAUGGCACUCGAGUGUGGGGUGUAUAGGGCUAUGGAUGGAUGGAUGGAU